Molecule: messenger RNA, 3600 nt
Organism: Adelges cooleyi (spruce gall adelgid)
Lineage: Eukaryota; Metazoa; Arthropoda; Insecta; Hemiptera; Adelgidae
Exons: 6
Coding region: 209-1039 (276 amino acids)
Source: RefSeq, a predicted model, not a curated record
GUCGAGCGGGUCGUAUUGUGUGCGUAUGUACGCGAUGCUUUUGCUGUCGUACUCUGUAGCCGAGCACAAGACGAAAAGCCCGCAAAAACACUUGUUGUCAUCGCCACCGGCGCCGCCUCGUCCGACCGUUACGGCCAAUAGCCGCCGGUUAAAUGGGCAACGAGGUUACAACGUGACUGAAGACUUAUAUUAAUCGAGAACCUAAGUAAUGUGUACCAAGGUACGACUACAAGACAAGGCAAUCUCUACCGACUCUGAACCCGUCGACAUGGAUUGCGACGAGCAUAGGGUACAUCACUUUCUGGCGUCUUUGGUUAACCGCAAGGUGAUAUCCAUCAAGGCGGACAUUUGCAACGCCAAGUCGAAAUGGAGAGUGCAACCCAAGUUGUUGGUGCAGAAGUUGGCUGAGAAGAAUUCGAAGAACAAGCGUAAACUCGGAAAACGGAGGAAAAAAGGCCGUUGUAUGCACUCGUGCCAAAAGCACCACCAUCACAACAUUCACCACCAUCACCAUCACAGGCAUAAUAUACAAGAUGAGCAAAUGUUCCAUCAUCAUCAUCAUCACUGUGACGGCAUCGUUAGGCCGGAGGACCCUCCUGUCCCUACCGACCAAGAAGUGUUCCAAAGUCAAAACCGAGUACCCUACUUAGGCGGUCAUAUACUCACAGCUGCUUUGCAAAGGUCUACUGCCGGUUUAUCUGAAGACAAUCGGCGAUUUGAGAACGAAGUCGAUACCAAAGUAAAAAUGAAAAGAAAAAAACCGAGGCGGAGGUUCCACCACGAAGUGGAAUCGUCCGUGAUGAGACCUCAACCUGUCCCUACUAUACACCCAGACGACUUACCUCAAAGAGCGAGAUGGACAAUCAUUAUAACGGCCGGGCUGCUUUUGAUUACUUGCAUGCUUUUAGUCGGCGUCACUCUUCGGAUGGCACCCGUAAUCGACGAACUUGUUCGUGACCAAAACGCGGAUUUAAUAAACUCGUUAGACCGAGAAGAAUUCGGACCGUCCGAAAACAGUACCGAAGACAUGUAUAAAUAGUUAGGACAUAAUAUUAGAUUGAUUUAACAUAAUAUGAGGUUUAUAUAAAAUAAAGUGUAUACAAAUAAAAACAAAAAAACUAAACAUAAUACAUUAUAAGUUAUAAUCUAUAGUAAUUGUUUUAAAAACGUGAAGGCACGGUAAAACUUAACAAUUUAAUAAUAUUGUUAACUUAACAAUAACACAUAAUUUGUACGGUAAUCACGUGUGUUAGUAUUGAUUUACAUCAGUAAUAGUUCUGGCGUUUGGACAGGAUUAGGAGCUUCCAGUAGUGCUCUAAUAAAAAAAACUAAUUAGCUCUUCAUUACAAAAUAAAAUUGUUAUACAAUUUCAGAUUGUCUACUAAAAAAACAAUCUUUAAAGUUAUUUUCUAUUACAACUAAAUAUAACUAUAAUGUAUUAUUUUCACCUAUAAUAAUUUGUUUUUCAUAGAGAACCUCCUUGCUUAGCAAAACUGUUAAUUAGUGGUUAUUAAUUCUUUAUAACAAUUUAAACGUAUAUGUAUGUAUAAACAUUUGAGAUGUAAUAUUAAAUCUGAAAAAUGUAUUUUAUUCGUACAAGAUAAUUAUCCAAUCGUUUCUAGGUGCCAAAAUGAAUUAACUAAUUUCGAUUAUAAUAUAUUAUAAGGGUUUUAGUAAAUUUAUCGUUUACCCUUUUCGCGGUGUGUCUAUAUUAUACCUCUUUACUACCUGUUAAUAAUGGCCGAUUCAGUCCACCAAUAUGGCUACAGACCAAAUUAUAGAAGAUGAACCCGACAGAAUUCGAUAUCCUUGCAAGGCAGACUCGUCCAAUGGCUUCAAGUGCGAUUGAUCCGAGCAUGUGAGAUGAACGAACAGCGUUAGACAUUUGGCCAGUUCGACGAACCGAGCCCAUUGAGACUUCUCGAAUAACAUGCCUAUGCUCGUCAACGACCAGGUAAUGUAAAACACCACUACCAGCAUACACUGGGUGCUGAUUGCCUUUAAAACACAAACAAAAAAAAAAAACAAAAAUCUUUUAAGAUUUUCAAAUUUUCAUAGUUUCAUCGAGCAUAAUUUGGUCUAUUGUUUUUGGAAAUUCACAAUCAUAACUUUUUAAAUAGAAAACACGUAGGAACGAUUUUGUUUAGGAAAUCUAAAACCUAGUAUUUUAUUAUAACAAUAUCCCCAUUGUAAGUAGCCUAUACAUUGAGAUAUUGACCAGCCUUACUAUUAUAUACAUAGCACAAAUAUUGCAAGUGGCACAAGCUUAUGCCGAAAAAGGCCACUUAACGGUAACCUUUGACAAAACAUAAACUUUCAGGUUUUUUAUUUCCCACAUAACUUUGUGUUUUUUUUUUCUAAUAAACUAUACGUAUAACCGAUGAUAUAUUCAAUUUCCAUUCUGUCAUUACUCACGGUUUUUAAAAAAAACGCUCUAAUAUACAUAAGUAUAUUUAGUUAUCAAACUUGUUUUUACCAAAAAGUGACAUUGCCCCUUUUUCACCCAAACCACAGACAUUACAUUGAUGAUCAUGAUAAUAUUGUAAUUUAAAUAUAUUUUAACGAUUAUUAAAAUCAUAAGUUAUAUUUUAUACAGGCAUUUUUUAUUUUAUUACUCAUAUAACAUAAUAUUAUUAAUGAAAUUUAUUUGUAACUCAUCGUGCAUCAAAAACUAUGUUAAUUUAUUAAAUUCGUCUGAUCACCGAAUUAUCAAAGUAUACAAUUGUUUUUUUAUGCUUACAAAAGAAUUAAUCGAAACGUAAUAUUUUGUAUUUUAAUUCGCCGAUUUUUUUAAAAUUAUUUUUCAAAACAAAGCUCAUUGCAAUAUGACAAACAAAAGUAAAUGGUAAUGUAAUGUUUUAUAAUAGUAAAACCAAUUUUUCGACAAGGUUCAUUUUCGCAUAAUACAUAACGGCAACUGCGAACGUUUUUAAAUAACUGUAUUAUAAAUAUAUUAUUGUAUUUUAUAACAACAAGUGUUUUGUUUUAUCCUUCUUUUGUGUAAACAUUACCAACAAUCGUUAUUGUUGUAGCGCUGUAAUUAUAAAUAACGAUACCUUGUAAUAAUACCUAAUCUAACACGUGUGGACAUUAUUUUUGAAUUAAAAUCUUAGAGAUGUGAUUUUCUUAUUAUUUUUGCCACAUCUGAGAUCGCGGCAAAUAGUGUUGUUUUUGCGCGAUUACAAAUUACUGUUGUAAUUUAGAAAUUGUAUUUAAACAAAUCUCUACUCUAGUGUAAGUAAUAUGGAUGAAUAAGUUUGACUUUCCUUAAUGUUGCAAAAUUUGUAUUUGUGUUUUUGUUCCCGACAGUGUUACUCAAACAAUAAAAAUGUUAUUAUUUAUAACAAAAUUAAUAUCCUUAUGGAAUGUCUAAAAUGUGCCAACCCAGAGGCGUUUCUCCGAAAAAAAUACUUGCUGAUUUAAUUUGUUUUGUUUUUUAAUGGAUAACGAGUUAAAUAAUGAAAAUAUUUUAAAUUAUAAACUAUUUGUUUUAAAAUGUGAGUUUUCCAUUUUAUUUGAUAAAUCUAUACAGGAUGUUCCGGAUUUCUUUAGUUUAGACUUAUAAUUAUAAAUAUUUAUACCAGCUACAUCAUAUUUUUA